GUUCGGGAGGGAGCCUUUCCCGUCGCGCCCUAUCCUCUUUCGUGCUGGAUAGAAGAAGAUACUCUUCCUUCUCUUCUCUGGCUCCUUCUCUGAAUCCGAAUUCCUCGUAGAAACGGGGAAGGGAAAGGUUAGGGAAUUCCGAUUCAUAAGGCGAGCGCCAAGUCCUAACAAUGGCGGAGGCUGGAGCUUUUCUCUCUCUCUGAGGAAUAGGGACUCGGGAAGCGACGCCCUUCGGGCGUGGGUUUUUCGCCAUUGGAAGCCAAACGCGGAAGACAAUCGCCAAAACGCUAGCUCGUUAGGUGAUUUUUUAGCUUCUUACCUGCUAUAUGUUAUUGUGCUAUUGAUCCAUGGAGGCGACCCUCACCGCUCCGCCUUUUACGAGCAAGGGAGCCGCUCCGUCUUUUGCUGGAUUCGCAUUCUCUCGUUACACAGUUCAUUUAUGCAGAAACCUGGGAUUCAACGGUUUUCUGCGAGGAAGUCCGGUUUUGAGGAGGAAUUUGGAUCGUCGGCGGCGUUUUAGCCGGCUCAGAGCAGAGUCGUCAAGACAUGGUUUGGAAUUGUUCGGUCUUCUGCCGGCCGCUCGCGGUUUCGGCGAUCUAAGCUGUUGCUCGGACAAGGAAAUGGCGAAGAAUGGUGAAACAGGGAUCGUAGACAAGAAUUUGUCGCCAGUACUCGUUGCCUUGAAGAGUUUUGACGGUUCGCAGUGGAAUGUAUGGAGUUUCCUUCGAACGCCUAUAUGUGUCGUGGUGUUCUGCGUCGUCACCGGUCUGAUACCGAACCAGAUGUUGCAGCGGCAGGCUAUUGCGGCCCCGGCCGUUGCCAAGACUACUAAGAGAACAGCUACUAAGGAGGAACGCUUAGGAUGGAAGGAACAUGAAUAUGCCGUUUACACUCGGAGCCUGCUGGAUACCGUCGCUGUUUUGCUAAAAAGAAUUCAGGCGGUUAGGAUUUUUUGGGACAGUAAGACGAAUCCGAAGGUCAGGGCUCCUUUUGCGAGCGUCGAGACGGCUCUCGAGGACGUGAAAGUGAGGAAGGCCAGGCUUCAGAGGGAGAUCUUUCGAGUUCUCAAUGCUGAGUUGAGUAGGUUACGGAAGGAUAAAUCUGAGCUCAUAGUUCAAGCUGAGAAUGCAUUAAAGCCGGUUACGAGCGCAAGAAGGGAGUUGCUUAAAUUGAGGAGGAGUGGCAAGGAGGGGAGGGAAGUAACUGAUAGGAUAAAGGAAUUGGAGAUGUCUAUCAGUGCUGCAGAAGCUGAAUAUAAUGGAUUGUGGGAGAAAGCGGAUGAGAUUGAUGAGGAGAUUUCAAGAAAAGAAACGAGAGUCUACAGCAUUGUCGUGAGGGAGCUGAUGUUCAUUGAGAAGGAAUGCGAGACUUUAGUUCGGAGAUUCAAACAUGAAUGGGAGCAUUCAACUCCUCAACGGGAGGACAAAGGCUCUACUAAUAGGCUAUCAGUUUCUGACAUUCGUGAACAACUAGAAAAAGCCAGAUUGGAUGUUCUGGAGCAAUUGAUUUUGCCAAGUCUUGUGGAAUCAAGUGCUUCUGAUGCAUUGGAGCCUAGUAUAAAGGAUUUUGUUGUAAACAUAAAACAUGUAUUUAAAGAGUCAAGAGAGAUGCAAAGGCAUCUCGAAUCCUCUAUAAGGAAAAAAAUGAGAAAGCAUGGGGAGGAAAGGUUGUUUUUGCAGCAAACACCAGCAAUUGAAGCAGUGAAAGGGUAUCCAGAGUUGGAAGUCAAGUGGACAUUUGGAAAGAAAGAGGUUGUUCUGCCAAAUGCUGUCAGUCAUCACUUAUACCAUGGUUGGAAGCAAUGGCGAGAAGAAGCUAAGGCAAACUUGAAGCAAAAGUUGCUUGAAGACAGUGACCAUGCUAAGCAGUACUUAGCCAAAAGACAGGAGCGUAUACUUAUUGAUCGGGACAGAGUUGUGGCUAAAACAUGGUACAAUGAAGCAAGGAAGAGAUGGGAAAUAGAUCCACUAGCUGUUCCUUAUGCUCUUUCAAAAAAAUUAGUGGAUUAUAUUCGCAUUAGGCACGACUGGGCUGUCUUUUAUGUUAUGCUUAAAGGAGACAAUAAAUCAUAUUUUGUUGAUGUCUUGGAAUGCGAUAUGGUUUUUGAAGAUUUUGGGGGCUUUGAUGGGCUAUAUAUUAAGAUGUUGGCAUCUGGAGUCCCAACUGCAGUACAAUGGAUGUGGAUACCAUUCUCUGAAUUAGAUCUGGUUGAACAACUUCGCUUGUUCACAAAAAUGUUUUAUAAAUGUUUAGUUGCAUUCUGGAAUUUCGAAUUUGUAGCAAAUGCAAGAGAGUCGUGCCUUUCUAAGUUAACAAAUAUCAAUGCUGAUAUAAUGGUCAUGAUUGGUUUUCCGACUCUGGAAUUCCUUAUACCAAAACCGAUAAGAACAAGAUUAGGGAUGGUCUGGCCAGAAGAAGAAAGUGAAAUUGCUGGUUUUUCGACUUGGUACUUAAAGUGGCAGGCAAAGGCUGAAAUGAUUUUUCGAGCUAGGAAAAGGAAUAACCUAAGGUGGUUUCUUUGGUUUGUGAUUCGAAGUGUCAUCUAUGGAUACUUGAUAUUUAAUGUGAUCCGUUUCGCAAGAAAAAGGGUUCCAAGGGUACUUGGCUAUGGACCCUUUCGCAGGAAUCCAAACAUGAAAAAAUUGAACAGAGUGAAAGCUUAUUUUCGAUUUAAGUUCAGCAGGCGAAUUCGUCAGAAAAAUGAGGGCGUUGAUCCUAUAAAAGCAGCUUUUGAGCAAAUGAAGAGGGUGAAGAAUCCACCAAUUUGGUUGAGGGACUUUGCUAGUGUGGAUUCUAUGAGGGAGGAAAUCAUUGAAAUUGUAGCAUUUCUGAAAAACCCUACUGCUUUUCAGCAAAUGGGUGCUCGCGCACCUCGGGGAGUUCUGAUUGUGGGCGAGAGAGGAACUGGUAAAACAAGCCUUGCGUUAGCUAUUGCUGCAGAAGCAAGGGUUCCUGUUGUGGAAGUUAAGGCUCGUCAAUUAGAGGCUGGUUUGUGGGUUGGGCAAAGUGCCUCAAAUGUUAGGGAGCUUUUUCAAACAGCAAGAGAUUUGGCACCUGUCAUAAUCUUUGUUGAGGAUUUUGAUCUUUUUGCUGGUGUUCGGGGUGAGUUUAUUCAUACAGUGAAGCAAGAUCAUGAGGCUUUCAUAAAUCAACUCCUUGUGGAACUUGAUGGCUUUGAGAAACAAGAAGGGGUAGUUUUACUUGCUACUACAAGCAAUUUAAAGCAAGUUGACCCUGCUUUACGGAGGCCUGGACGAAUGGACAGGAUUUUGCACCUUCAGCGACCCACCCAACUUGAAAGAGAGAAGAUCUUGUACACAGCAGCCAAAGACACUAUGGAUGAACAACUUGUUGGCUAUGUUGACUGGAAAAAGGUUGCAGAGAAAACAGCCCUUCUUCGCCCUAUAGAACUCAAGGUUAUCCCUAUGUCUUUGGAAGCUGCUGCUUUUAGGAACAGGGUUCUUGAUGCAGACGAGCUUAUGAACUAUUGUUGCUGGUUCAUGGGUUUGAGUCAUUUUAUUCCAAGUUGGUUCAGGCAAACUGCAAUUAUGAAGAGCACAAGUAGGUGGCUUGUAAAUCAUCUUGGCUUGACCUUGACAAAGGAAGAUCUGGAAUCAGUGGUUGAUCUAAUGGAGCCUUAUGGACAGAUAAGCAAUGGGAUUGAAUUUUUGAGUCCUCCACUUAACUGGACUAGGGAGACAAAGUUCCCCCAUGCUGUUUGGGCUGCUGGUCGUGGUCUUAUUGCACUUCUUCUUCCAAACUUUGAUCAAGUAGAUAAUGUGUGGCUUGAGCCAGCUUCAUGGGAGGGAAUAGGGUGCACAAAGAUUACAAAGGCAAAAAGUGAAGGGCCAAGAACUGGAAAUGUUGAAACGAGAGUUUACCUUGAGAAAAAACUUGUAUUUUGCUUUGGUUCAUAUGUUGCUGCUCAAAUCUUACUUCCCUUUGGUGAGGAAAAUUAUUUGUCAUCAUCUGAACUACAGCAGGCACAGGAGAUAGCCACUAGAAUGGUGGUUCAGUAUGGAUGGGGUCCAGAUGACAAUCCGACAAUCUACUUUUGUAGCAACUCGAGCUUUACUCUAAGCAUGGGAGAUAGUCAUGAAUAUGAGAUGGCAGCUAAGGUUGAGAAGUUAUAUUAUUCUGCCUAUGAGAAGGCAAAGCAGAUGCUCCAGAAGAACCAUAGAGUACUUGAAAUUUUUGUGGAGCAGUUGCUUGAGUAUGAGAUGUUGUCGGGGAUGGAUAUGGUAAGAAUUUUCGAAGAAAAUGGAGGAAUUCGGGAGGUGGAGCCUUUUAUGCUGCUUAACCAUUUCACUAAGGAGCAGCCCUCUAGUAAUAUCCCGAACGCAACCCCAGUGCUCACAUAGCAAAAUGCCUGGCCUUCCACUGAACGCCACAAGAUUUUUGGAGAUCUACAGUCUCACUUUGUGGCGGGGCACUGUCUGCGCUGGAAGAACAGUUUUCACGGCAUUGGACGCUUCAUAUCAAAGCAAAUUUCCCCUCUCCAGCUCCUCAAGUGAAUCGUCAUUCUUGGACACCAAAUCGGUGCUGAUGGGUGCCGGCCUUGUGGUUGCAAGGAACUGACAUCAGGUUACGAUCCAGAAGCAUUCGAUGGUUUAUGUGCUCUAGAGGGUGCAUUCCAUCUUAUGAAGAGCAUGAGAAGUCUGGUCGAUGUAACUACUACCAUUUCACCAUCAAGGCAUUUUGAAAGCCAAUCGUAUUCCAUGAGUAUUCUAGGUUCUUAGUUUUACUGAGAGAGAACUUGUAAUAUGCCGGCUUUCUCCUGUUCGGAAUUGUUUUCUGUAAAUUAUUUUUGAUGUCCUGUCCCAGAUUAGUAUC
Nymphaea colorata (pocket water lily) is the source of this 4833-nucleotide messenger RNA. Its product is annotated as probable inactive ATP-dependent zinc metalloprotease FTSHI 5, chloroplastic. Gene Ontology annotation, biological process: proteolysis. Gene Ontology annotation, cellular component: chloroplast thylakoid. The transcript has 19 exons. The coding region runs from base 348 to 4361 and encodes 1337 amino acids. The record is from RefSeq and is a predicted model, not a curated record. NCBI's taxonomy places the organism in Eukaryota, Viridiplantae, Streptophyta, Magnoliopsida, Nymphaeales, Nymphaeaceae. Gene Ontology annotation, molecular function: ATP-dependent peptidase activity; metalloendopeptidase activity; ATP hydrolysis activity.